Molecule: messenger RNA, 1200 nt
Organism: Pantherophis guttatus
Lineage: Eukaryota; Metazoa; Chordata; Lepidosauria; Squamata; Colubridae
Product: sesquipedalian-1-like
Biological process (GO): endosome organization; retrograde transport, endosome to Golgi; receptor recycling
Cellular component (GO): trans-Golgi network; recycling endosome; early endosome
Source: RefSeq, a predicted model, not a curated record
AUGGUCUUAUCUUUCUGAAUGUUAACUCCUUCCUCCCCGGACUGGACUGGACUGCUGUUCUGGUUCCUCGGUUCCUCGCUCCAACUCUCAGCCAUUUGUUCUUCAAACUCACUUGUGGGGAGGUCUGGAUGAAGAAAACAAGAAACCAUGAUCAAAGUCAUUUCCUGCUCUUAUCUCUGUCACUCUGGACCAAGAGAUCAAAUGACUUUUAAUGCCACUUGGAUAGAGGACAUAGGUGAGCAUUAGCCCCACCCUCUUCAUCUAGGAAAUUAUUGCUUUUGAAUUGAGAGGAAAGGAAAACUGUCCCAGUGAAAAAUCUAAGGGGAAAACCUGAUGAAUUUGGCACCAAAGGUGAAAUCGACAAGAAUUCUGCCAUUUUCUCCUUCUAAACCAAGCAACAGAAAAAAUGUUUCAGAGCCAGUCCGCCAUCAAACUCCACAUUGCCAGCAUCCUUACCUCUUCCCACCUGGAUCAGCCCCCAGACCGGCAGGGCAUGCUUUAUAAGAAAAAUAACCGCACCGCUUCCUAUCAGUGCUGCUGGUGUGAGCUCCGAGGAAAUCUUCUUCUCUUCCGGGAACAGCCUGGAGACAGGGCUCCUAGUCAACUCAUUGUGUUAGAAGGCUGCACAGUGGAGUUGCAGGAAUCCACCUCAGAGCUUCAUACUUUUAAAAUCUGCUACCCCGAUAACUUGCCUGACCAGUCUUAUAUGAUGGCAGCUGAGGAUCAAGAGACCAUGGAAGACUGGGUGCGAGCUCUGAGCACGGCGGGAUUCGAGUACUUCCGAGCAUUGGUUACCGAGUUAGAAGGCCAAUUUCACCGGUUGAAGAGCCAACAAUACUCUAAGGAAGAAGCAAGCUGCAAGGCAACAGACCUAUCCCUGUCGCUUCCGAAACUGGUAGAACAAAGAAGGUUCUUCAACAUGGAUUUUGCUUGCCUCCAUCAAGAAUUUGGGAAAGAUGUCAAAAGGGCUAGGAUAAAGUGGCAGGAGCGAAAGGGGAAGCAUGUCCCAGAAAUAGAGAAUUUGAUGCAUUUUAAAUAGGGCAAUCAGCAAUCCCCAAACAUUUGGCUGUGACCAAUAAAUUUGGAGGCACCUAAUUUCAGUUUCAGUGGGGUCGCUAUCGGUGAAAAAGAUAAUUCUUGUUUCAAAAUAUUGGUUCUUCUUUAAACGCUUUUAAUAAAUAUGUCUUUGGAAAAAGUUGA